AUGUUUUUUCGUUUUUCCAUGUUUUCACAGCAUGUUUAGUGAGAAAAUUUUUCAUUUAAGUAGCAAUGAUUAGAGUUCAGUAGCUUUGAGAGUUAUUUUUCAAGUUACAGCAUACAAUGCAUGCUGCAACCAGAGAGAAAACUUCUACCUAUGAGCAUUCUACAAAACUGUUCCAAAGACGGAGAUCACUCUUCCCGUCCGAAACAGAUGCUUCCGAGACAGAUUCUGAUUUGGGUCACAUCAGCCCUCUCAGUUUUGAUUCUAGUUUAGACAAUGAUGAUGUGAAUUGUUAUUAUUUGAAACAACAUCUAGAUGAUAGUGUACCCAAUAGUGUAAUAUCUAAAUCAGACACUGUUAGUGACUAUGAUAUACUGGGAAUUGUUGAGAAUGAUGAGGUCAAAGCUUGCACUCCAGGGAACCAAAAGUUUUUGGCAACAGAAAUUAUAUCUCCUCUAUAUUUGAGUCCUCAUCUCAAUGAUUUUGGAUAUUCUAGAACCUAUAUUAAUGAAACUCCUUCAAAAAUUUCUCCUACCUACAAACUGAAAACACCUCAUGAUACAUCCAGUACUAACUCAAAACUUCCUAAACUUGCCCGUAAAUCUCUUUCAGAAUUUUCAGAAAUCCCUUCCAAUAAGCGUAAGCUAUCCCCCCACAUAUCACCUGAACAAUCUAAACAAAUCAAGUUAGAUUCAAAAAGUUCCAAAGUACGUACCACUCUGUUUCCUGAAAUUGAUGUUUCUCUUCCUGCAAACCGGUUUUAUUCAAACACUGAGAACAUAAUGGACAAAAUCAUGAAAAGAAAAGAGGCAGCAUCAAAAUCUUUCACUUUUCAUACUACAAGUCGUAAAGCCAAGCCCCGCCGAAAAAUGAGCCAGAUAAAUAAACAUGUUGGACAUAAAAUUCGUAAACCUAAACAGAAAAAAAGUUACAAGAACACAGUGGUUAGAACUGGUUCUGCUAACACUGCAGGAAAUUCAGCUAUUACUGAAUUCAUUCUGGAUCUAAAAGUGUUGAAAAAUUCAAAAUCUGAAUCUGCUAAGCUCAUUGAUAACAAAGAAAACAUGAAACCAAUAGAGCCAAAACCAAAUACCAAACAAAUAGUACCUGCCAUUAAGAGUAAAAACACACACUCAGAGCUUGAAACUAGAAAACGGUGUGUGAGUCCUGAGACAGAGCCUAAUCACAACAAAAAGUUUUUCAAAUCUUCACGAUCCAAAGGCAUAGUGACAAUGAACAAAAAUUUCAAAGUGGAAGUUGAUCAUGGUAAAAUAACUUUAUUAGAGAAAGAAGAAAAAAGCAAGCCCAGAACUGAAUUUGAAAUGACUGAUUUUGUAUCAGAUGAUAAUGAUUUGCUGAACACAAAUCUUGAAAACAUUAUAUCUUCCCUUGAAGAUGAACCUUCUCAAACUGUAGAAGUACCUGUCAAUAAGAUUGUCCUACAAGCUCAUAACUCUGUUGUAGCCUCAGAUAGUUCAAUAUUACUUCAUCAACAACCAGCCUGCCCUGCAAGCCUUCUACUAUCACCUAUUUCACAAAUGUGUGACGAGACCUCUGGUUUAGCUCUGAAUAGUCCUAAACGUGCCAAGAACUUGAAUUAUAUCUUAGACAGGAUGCCAAAUGCUACACAAAACAUCUUCAAUCACACUGCAGAAACAAAUGCAAAGCUUUUUCCCAUAUUCAAUGGGGGGUCACAAGUUGUUCCUCAUAAAAAAGAGACUAGACUUACUGGUAAUAGUAUUGAGAAAAAAAUUAGAAAGUUAUCUGCCAAUCAAAUGUUAUUGGAUGCUGGACAGAAGAGGUUUGGUGUUACCCAAUGCCAUGAGUGUAACAUUAUUUACCAUAUGGGGGAUCCUAGUGAUGAAGCCAUGCAUUUACACUAUCAUAAUGCUGGACAUAUCCUGCGAUUCCAGGGAUGGAAAAAUGAGAGAGUGGUUGCAGAUUUCCAGACAAGUGGAAGAAUAAUACAAAUUAUUCCAGGUGAUUCAAAGGUUUGGUGGAAAAAAUCUAAUGAUUUAAUGGAUCUGAUCAAUCAGGAACUGGGUUGUUACAAUAUGGAGUUUUCUUUACCAAACUGUCAGACGUUCCUGUAUAUAAAAAACAAAAUGAUAAUUGGAUGUACGGUAGCUAUAGCAAAAUCGGAAGGCCAUCAAAUGCUGUCUACUGAUGAUAAUGAAGCGGACCUUUGUUCAGAGCGAAAAUACCCUAUCAGGUGCGGAAUACCAAGAGUAUGGGUAGCGCACAAUCACAGAAGACGAGGAAUAGCCACUGCCCUCAUGAACUCCGUCAAAACAAACUUCAUUUUCGGGUAUGCUCUCAGGAAUUCAGAAAUUGCUCUCAGUCCACCCACCGAACUGGGCAAACUGUUUGCUCAAAAAUAUUUUGGUACAGAAAAUUUUUAUGUUUACUACAUUUGAAUUCUACUUUUUAUCAUUUUUCUUCUUUAUCUUCAAUAGAGCCUUGUACAUGCAGUAUUAAUAUAUUAUGUUGAGUGUUUUAGAUAUACCUGAAUUUGAAUAUACUGUACAAUUUUAAGACAUUUUGACUCAUAUUGGUUGAAUUACAGUAGAAACUCACUAUUGUGACCGUUUGUGAGUGAUAACAAUUUGUUGAAUGCAUGUUGUAAAAACAUGAAAUC
Molecule: messenger RNA, 2635 nt
Organism: Phaedon cochleariae (mustard beetle)
Lineage: Eukaryota; Metazoa; Arthropoda; Insecta; Coleoptera; Chrysomelidae
Source: the annotation of a GenBank genome assembly